Molecule: messenger RNA, 1197 nt
Organism: Pecten maximus
Lineage: Eukaryota; Metazoa; Mollusca; Bivalvia; Pectinida; Pectinidae
Product: SR-related and CTD-associated factor 4-like
Exons: 3
Coding region: 1-1197 (398 amino acids)
Source: RefSeq, a predicted model, not a curated record
AUGACUCACCAACCCUCCCCAGGCCUCAUCAACACUCCCCAUGACUCACCAACCCUCCAAGGCCUCACCAACCCUCCAAAGGCCUCACCAACACUCCCAAGGCCUCAUCAACCCUCCCCAGGCCUCAUCAACACUCCCAAGGCCUCAUCAACACUCCCCAGGCCUCAUCAACCCUCCCAAGGCCUCAUCAACCCACCCCAGGCCUCCUCAACACUCCCUAGGCCUCACCAACUCUCCCCAGGCCUCACCAACCGUCCCCAGGCCUCACCAACCCUCCAAGGCCUCACCAACCCUCCCCAGGCCUCACCAACCCUCCCAAGGCCUCACCAGCCCUCCAAGGCCUCACCAACCCUCCCCAGGCCUCCUCAACCCUCCAAGGCCUCAUCAACCCUCCAAGGCCUCAUCAACCCUCCCCAGGCCUCACCAACCCUCCAAGGCCUCAUCAACCCUCCCCAGGCCUCACUAACCCUCCCCAGGCCUCACCAACCCUCCCCAGGCCUCACCAACCCUCCAAGGCCUCACCAACCCUCCCCAGGCCUCAUCAACCCUCUAAGGUCUCACCAACCCUCCCUAGGCCUCACCAACCCUCCCAAGGCCUCACCAGCCCUCCAAGGCCUCACCAACCCUCCCCAGGCCUCCUCAACCCUCCAAGGCCUCAUCAAUCCUCCAAGGCCUCAUCAACCCUCCCCAGGCCUCCUCAACCCUCCAAGGCCUCAUCAACCCUCCCCAGGCCUCACCAACCCUCCCCAGGCCUCACCAACCCUCCCCAGGCCUCACCAACCCUCCCCAGGCCUCACCAACCCUCCCCAGGCCUCACCAACCCUCCAAGGCCUCACCAACCCUCCCCAGGCCUCAUCGACCCUCCCCAGGCCUAACCAACCCUCCCCAGGCCUUACCAACCAUCCCCAGUCUUCACAAAUCUUCCCCAGUCCUCAUCAACCCUACCCUGACAAGGGCUCCAAAACCCUGACUGAACUAUUUAAACCCAAAACACCAACACAAACGGCAUUAUCAGAACCCAUAGUACAUGCCAGUCCGCCUCCGAUUGUGGAGACAAAGCCUGCUACGUCGGUAUCUCCGCCACCUUCAGUCGCCGAGCCGGACACCGACUGUCAAGUCAACAUAGGUCUUAAUUUUGAGGGACCAGAACACUUGUCCGCAGAGGACCUCAAAAAAGACAGACAAAUACCUUUGUGA